AUGUCACAGGUGUCGCUCUUCAUGCUGCUGUCUGCGGUUUGCGUCAUCCUCAGUCUGGCCGGCUCGAUGCUCUCCUGUCAGAACGCACAGAUGGUGAAGUCCAUGCUGACCUGCCAGGUGGAGAGCGGUCUGUGCGUGUGCUGUGUGCCCAACCACUCCUGCUCCAUCACUGAGGAGGACACCCUGGUCCUGUACCUGAAUGCUGACUGCCACUCGGUCAGGCAUCAACUGAAGGACCUUUUGUUCAGUGCCUGUGGUCUCAGCAUCCUGUCCACCAUCAUCUGUACGCUGUCCACGGUGACCUGCAGUAUUCAUAUAUUCUCUCUGGACCUGGUCCACCUGGUGAGGACAGACACGGUACACUUUACGUUUGAGAGGAAACGAAGUCAGAUGCUCUUUGGUACUUAGGGCUGUCUGUGUACUUGGGCUAAAUACUUUAGUGUCGAGUAUUAUAUAAAGGGUACAGAU
Molecule: messenger RNA, 468 nt
Organism: Cynoglossus semilaevis (tongue sole)
Lineage: Eukaryota; Metazoa; Chordata; Actinopteri; Pleuronectiformes; Cynoglossidae
Product: protein FAM189B-like
Exons: 4
Coding region: 1-408 (135 amino acids)
Source: RefSeq, a predicted model, not a curated record